UACAUUGUGCUGAUAGCUGCAUUGAAUGCUUUCGCUCGCUGUUUCAUGAACUCAUACUUCUUCUUGGCAGCUUUCGGACCAUCUGUGCGCAAGUAUCUAUGGUGGAAAAAAUACAUAACUCAACUCAUACUCGCUCAAUUCGUGGUCGGAAUCACUUUGAUGAUUCCUUUAUUAUGGAAAGGAUGCCUGGUUUCAACCGCACUUGCGUAUUGGCUGUUAGCAAAUAUUCUCUUUAACCUCAUCCUUUUCGCCAAAUUUUACAUCGAGUCAUACAAAAAGAGGAAUCAAGUACGAAUUGAGACAAAGAUAAAUGAAUCAUCGAUGAUUGAAGAAAAAAACAAAUAAACGUGCCUGGCCAACCAAUGAACUGGAUUAGCUACUAUUAAUUUUUUAGCAAUAAUAUUUCAGCUUAAGGCGUCAUUUUACAUUGGUGUUUUGUUGGAGUUAGGAGCUAUUGUUUUUUUUAGAGAAUUAGUAAUACCAUCGGAUUUUUAACAAACUUGCGCACUACUCUGAAUGUUGAGUUCAAAAAUACUCGUACUUGCUACGUGUAAAAAUUCAAUUGAGUCCCGAUGAAUUUUUCUACGUUCAAAAAAUUCUUUCUAGAGCGGCACGACUAAAACAGCACGGGAAAAACAACUUGGCGCUUAAUAGCUUUUGCAGGUAACCUUGUAUAAAUAAA
Bemisia tabaci is the source of this 682-nucleotide messenger RNA. The record is from RefSeq and is a predicted model, not a curated record. Lineage: Eukaryota; Metazoa; Arthropoda; Insecta; Hemiptera; Aleyrodidae.